Molecule: messenger RNA, 1942 nt
Organism: Xenopus tropicalis (tropical clawed frog)
Lineage: Eukaryota; Metazoa; Chordata; Amphibia; Anura; Pipidae
Gene: fbxo16
Product: F-box protein 16
Exons: 10
Coding region: 272-1402 (376 amino acids)
Source: RefSeq, a predicted model, not a curated record
AGAGAGAUGGGCACAACCUCUAUGGAUAAAGAAAAGAAAGGCUAUAGAUAUGGGGCAGGUGCAUGCGAGCUGACCAAUCAGGAUUUAGGAUAGGGGUUGCCGCGGCAACUGCGAAAUGCUAGUAAACAUGGAGCUAAGGCGUGUGGUGAUUGGCUGGGAGGCUGUGACGGGAGGGAUAGUACAGUUUCUAUAGCGACGCGCUGUGCCGCUCUGAGGCUGUGAGGCCCCUGUGGAAGAUAACUCCAGCCAACCUGUAUGCCAUUAAGGAAUCAUGGCUUUCGCAGCUCCUAAGCACAUGGAGGGCCCCAAAUUACAAACCAAAAUGAGUACAUGGACCCCAUUAAACCACCAGCUCAUGAAUGACAAGGUGUUUGAAGAAAGAUGUGCGCUGUUGGGGAAAUGGUUUGACAAGUGGUCGGAUGCCCAGAGGCGCAGGAUAUUGACUGACCUGUUGGAGAGAUGUUCCCUAUCCCAGCUAAAGUUCUGUAACAGCCAUUUGCAAGAAAAGGUGCCGAGGGAGGCCCUGGAUUUCACCAGCAUCCUUCCCAGAGUUCUGUCCCUCUACAUCUUCUCUUUCCUGGAUCCGCGGAGCCUCUGCCGCUGCGCUCAGGUUAGCUGGCACUGGAAGAGCCUGACAGAACUAGACCAGCUGUGGAUGCCCAAGUGCCUGCGCUUCGGCUGGUACAUCAACUUCUCGCCCACUCCUUUCGAGCAGCGAAUAUGGAAGAGGCAGUACAUAGAGAUGGUGAAGGAGCUGCACAUCACCAGGCCAAAGACUCCGCCAAAGGACGAGUUUGUGGUUAUUGAUGUUCAGCCAAUUGCCAAAGAAGCAGCAGAUACCAAGUUCUCCCCCACAUACACCUACUAUCCCAAGUCCAGCAAAUCACAAGGAAAGAAGGACCUUCCCCCGUGGCGUUCCUCUGACAAGCACCCAACUGACACCGUGCGAUUCAACUACUUGGAUAAUUACGACCCUAUCGAGCAAGGCCGGCUGGUACGCAAGGUGACAGUCGGCCAGCAGAACUCGGAGAGAAAGCGGAGACCCACAUCAGCGUCGUACAAACUGCGCAAAGCCAAAUCCCUGUCGAAAGGUUUCCCGGGGAGGGACGGUAACCUGCAGAUUUCCCUUUCUGCCGAGCUUUGCAACAGGCCAAAAUCCGCACCGAGGCCGAGCUGGGCGGCCAAUCAGUUGGCAGAGUACCCCGCGACUAAGGCCACAGCCAAGAUCCUGGCACAGAGCACAGAGUGGAACGCGGGGAUACGCCCUUGCCCAGUGCGCCCACCAAUGCCCAAGAUGGCGGAACGUGGAAAGAAAGCUAUUUCACAAACCCCCCCGAUGCCGCAGUUUGAGAGCCAGCCCUGGCAGGUACCGUCGUCCAAUCACGGGUCGGAUGAGGAGUAGGCGGGUCUGGCAGAGCUCACUGGCCAAUGAGAGUCGGGUUUGUUGCACCUACAGCAGGAAGCUCAGCGGAUUAAUCAGCCCCAAGAUCCAUUUUCCUUUGUUCAGACUUCUUCCUCCCUUUGUGGUGCCCAGUGCCUUAUACCAAUUCCCUCUCUGGAUUUCUUCCCCCCCCCCCACGUACAUGGUUUGUCCCUCCCUGAAUGAUCACAUGACAUCACUGUGCCUUAGCGCAAAGGAAGAUACCAUCAGGCGGACACAGUAGGGGCCACAAUCCUGCUGCUCUGACUGCGUGAUCCAAUCUGAUUCUGUGUCAUUUGGUCCCUUACUGGUCCUUUAACCUGAGGCUCACACACACUUGUGCCUCUUCCCCAAGGAACAUGUAUCAGGGAAUAAUGGUUCCUACUCUGCGCUCAGUGCAUGGGAUGGAGCAUUAGGAGUAUCUGACCCACACGUGGCACCGGCGCCAAGUGCCUCAUAGUUACUGUAUCUGAUUGAGCAUUUAGAUUUAGUAGCAUUUAAUAUGAUGUGCCCCCCCCCAUA